UUCAAAAUGGGAACAAGGAAGUGAAUUGACUGACUUGAUGGGUGUGAAAAAUGUAUGGGAUGUUGCUUAUUAACCUUCAAAACAUUGCAGAUACAUGUUGAAACGGCAUGGCAAGGUAUUGUGGACCCGAAUAUUUUUAUGCGCCCGACCCUGGAACAGAUGGCCAGUUCGGUGCCAGAUUUCCACCAUGGGUUACUCAAAUGAAAAAGUGCUCAAUACAGUAUACCUAUGAAAAUGAAAAGUGUGUACGGCUUGAUGAAACGUUUGAAAGACAGAAACUUGCGUAUGUAUUCACUCUCAUGAAGGAUGACAUUUACCACUAUCUUCGCACACAUGCAAUUACAUGCCAAGUUAAGGUCACUGACGAGGAGUAUAAUAUUGAUCUUUUCUGCCAAAAAAGACCAACGCCUGAUCGAAUUAUCACACUUUUACGUGACAAACUCAACGAUAUUGAAUAUUUUUGCAUUAACUUAAAUGCACAAGAAGGCCAAAACGUAAAGCACGUGUUGCACAAUAGGCCAACUACUCCCAAACCAAUUCGCGAUAAAAAGGCAAUUGUUCUAAGACAUGGGAUGAUGUUACACUGUGUGGCUGGCAAUGUGGACCAUCUUGACAAUCUAUUGAUUGAAAUGAAUUACAACGAAACUGAAGUUACUGAGUUAGCCGAUUACCCCAUUAACCUGUCAGCACUUGGAAUUCAGAAGUCAUCUUUGCACCAAAAUGUUUUAAUUGAAAUUCAAGAGUCUGAACAAAAAUGCGUGAUCACCUGGAAAGGUAGAAAAAAAGAAGAUCAGAAGAAUUAAUUCAGAUAUUUCUGAAUGGUUGUGCUAAGUAUGAAGUAAACUUUAUAGAUGAAAAAACAAAGACAUCAUUUAGAGAAGAGGCCCUUAAAGUCCUCUUUGAUCAGGACGGCACAAUGAAUGAAACAUACUGGGCAUAUUUGAAAAAGGAAGGAGUACGCAAGGGUAAAAAGUGCACCCAUUUUGCUCUAACACAAAAUGAUAAUUCUAUCGUUUUGUAUGGACGUGGCGAGAAUAUUUCAUUUCUUAAGACCAAUAUAGACAAUUCAUUGUCUCGGCUCGAUCUCCCAAACAUCUUCUUUCGUUCAAAAGAAGGUAGGAAAUUCCUUACGAAGUACAAAAACAAAUUAACAUACAAUUUGAUGACCGGUGUUGUGGUGUGUACACAAGAUCUGAGAGACAAUUUGUUGCAAAUUUCCCAGAGUAGCCGCGAUAAAAUGUCAAGCAAAGGCUUCGGUUAUUAUUCUGCGUUUGUUGUAGACAUUUUACAAAAAAGAGCAGGCAAAGAACUGAGUCGCUUGAAGGAAGAAUUUGACAUCGAUUUUCAAAUGAACGAUCGGAGCAUUACGUUGUACAUUGAAGAAGGUCGAUCCUCUUUGAAAAAAGGUGUGAUGGAUUCCGUUUCUAAAUUGAAAGCAUGUACAAAGGUGGAUUUAGCAUUAAGUGGUUUAGAUUUUGCCCAAGUAGGAAAGGUGAUGGAUGUUCAUCAUUGCUCCUGGAAAAUGUUCUCAGAGGGAGAAAUGAAAUGCAUGGGAAGUGAUGAAUGUAGAUUUGUAUGGAUGGAUCCUUACAGAGCAACCAAACUGAGUCUUCUACAAAUAGAUAAAUGCACGCCCUACGUAGACAUAUGGAUUGAAUUGACCACAGAUGAACUGCAACCGUUAGGACUGAACCCGAACUCUCAAGAUCACCGCCUGCUGUCAGGCCACAACAGGAAAACAAAUGAUAAAAGAGUCGGAUACACAGAAGUGGUAAACGGACCAUUUCCAACCUCAUGCGUAUUGGCUGGGUGCAGCAUGGUUUUGGCUAUUGUAGUUCGAGCUGAUAUAGACGAGACUAAUUCAGAUGUCAUUGAAAACAAAACCCUUCGCGGGAUCUUCGUCAAUGCGCUUGAAAAGUCUAGACAUGUGCAACGAAAUGUAUGCCUGAAUGCAGUAUUUGCACAGAAAGAUCCGGAAUUGGCACUUGCGGAUGUUAUCUCACAGUUUAUUAUGGCAAUCGAUACUGUUUCUAAGCAAGCAAGACCUGAAUUCACCCAGAAGGUGUCCAUUAUCGUAGAUGAGAAAGAACUAGAAGUCGCAAAACGUCUUAUUGAAAGUCGAAUGUCAAAGAAUGUAAUGGUGUGCGACAAACCGCACGUUUUCGAAAAAAAGACGCGAUCAGAAAGCCAUUUGAAACUGAUGGUGAUUGUUGGAACUAUUACGGAUUCUAAAUGUGAUGCAAUUGUGAAUACAACGAACAAAAGGCUCGACCUUUCACAAGGUUUUGUUUCAAAGGAAAUUUCAAAGCUAGCAGGGAAUGGACUAAAGGAAGAGUGUGAACAAUUCUACCCAAAUGGUAUUGAAGAAGGAAUCGUCGCCUAUACGAAAUCGCAUGAUCUCAAAAAACGAAAAAAGAUUAAUUAUGUUUUUCACUGUGCACUUCCGGAUUACAAAAGUGCAACAUUUGAAACGAAUGUUAAAGACACAGUUAAAUCGUGUCUCUACUUGGCAGAAGAACUUGGCUGCAAAACAAUUGCCUUUCCGACACUUGGUGUUGGCAAUAAAAUGUACCCUCGAAGGGAAACCGCUUCAACGAUUAUGAAAGUGGUUGAAGACUUCUCAAAAGCAGUUGACCUUUCAGACUUAAAAAAAGGUUCUCUUGGUAUGCUUGCUUUUCAAGCCGAGUCUUGGAGAAGAUCGGAGGAAUGCAAUGCACCAGAAAAGAAUGCUGAAAGAAAGCUGUCAGACAAAAUAGUCGGGACCAAAACAAUUGUUUCAACGACGCUAGCCAUUGCCGUUCAAGACAAUUCAAUAAAACUGCCAUCAUUUGCCGUGCAAGUUAAGUUCGAUAAAGAGAAGGGAUGUCUUGUAUGGAAAUCCGCAAUGGAGCCGCCGAUGACAUGGAACGAUGAAUUGAACUUUGAUGCAAUAGAAAGUUUACAAGAGAGCCGCUGUAUACCAGGACUUCUAAAAUAUAUAGAUAUGGAGAGAAUCACAUUUCUAGUUUGGAAUCUGGAUAGAGAUUCAAAACGCUCGUAUGGGGACCAGAUAGAAUUGAUUGCCAAUGCACAUGGAAGGAUGUUAGAACAAGGCAAUGUUUACCAUCAGAAGGCUGUGAUAUUGGUGCCCGACAUCGCUGCUGUUACAAGUUUCCGAGAGAAAGAAAAAGCUAAGGAAGAGUCUUUAUGGUCGUGGGAUGAAUGUUUGGACGCGGUGAUGGUGGUGGUCGGUCCAAGUGAGGCGCAUACUUUGAAGGCAAAUGAGCAAGUUGCAAAGAUGAUCGAAGAAAAGAAAAAAUCAAUCAUGAGGCAACAAGGACCAAAGGCAGAUGAAGAAGACAGACAAGUAGGGACAGAAUCUAUCUUGCAUGGAAAUGGAAAGAAAACACUAGCGAAGAAUACCCGAAGAUUAUUCCCGCAGUUUCGGCCACGAUUAAUCCCGGAAUUAUGCGGUUCAUAGGAAAUGGCUUCAACCGAUGGAAAGACAUGUUUGAGCAAACCUUUCAUAUUGAAAUUACAAAAACACAUGAUGGAAUUACUGGAGUGCGUGGUAAUUACAAAGACGUUGAGCAUUUUGAACAGUACUUAUCAAAGGAUUUUCCAUCAGAGAUCAAUCUUAACAAAUAGUUUUUUGUAUAAGAUGGAAUUUGCAUUGUGAAACUAGAUAUUCUCCGUGGAAGUAUAUUGUUGGUGAACAUUUGAGAAAAAGGCAUCUUCAAUCGGGAAACAUUGUUUAUGUUUUGUUUUAAUACUGGCAUGCAUAUAAAAUGUUUCCGAUUGCAACAAUUAUACCUUAGUGCAUAAAUUUUCAAAAUAUAUUAUAACUAUUAUUGUACGAAAUGUAAGACGACACAAUGUUGCUAAAAUUUAAGGAAAUACCUUUCGUGCUGAUAUGUAGCAUUACUAUUAAUCUGCAUAAAAAUAAAUGUAAAGCUGAGUGACAUCCCAUUCUCGAUGUAAAUUUGAAGAGUGCUUUAAAUAUAUAUAUAUAUUACCCAUUUUGAACUGUGACUGUGCUAGAACGGUUCGAACAACAAACUUUCCCAUGUUUUACAUAUAUGUCAACACUUAAAUGGGAUUGUGUGAAAUCAGAUUUAUUGGUAAAAGAAAGACACCAGGAUUACACAAUGGUGCCGCAAAUAAAAUUUUACCAUUGGUGCUCUCGGCCUGCAGUCGAGGACCACAUCUACUAUACCAGGGUAUAAAACACUCCUUUGGGCUUAUGUAACAUAUAAACAAAAUUCAUAAUUCACAAAAGUGGCCAAUUGUUGCAACUAUUGCAAUUAAUUGAUAGGUCAUGUGAACGUACUUUUUAUAACAAAUAAAUAUUUGUGUCCACAACUUGUGUCUCAGACAGAAGGGUAAGAAGACGUGUUCCGGGGGCAUUUUAUUUUUAAUUUUAUAUUUAAUAUUUCGUGUUUUAUUUUUGAAUUAGUUUAUUUAAACCAAUUCCUAUAUUGUACGAUUGGAAUAACACUGCACUGAAGGUUUUCAAAGCCAUUUUUAAAAGAUAUUAAUCAAUUUGUCAGCUAGAACUUGACAUAAAUUAUUGCACAACCUCAUAACAAGAUGAUGUUGUUUUUAAAUAACCAAAAUACCAGUAGUCAUGUAUAUAAAAAUACGCAAUGCAUGAAUUAGGGUAUCCAAUGGCGAAGGAGUAAACUUCUUGCAUGAUCUACAUAACUAAAACGAAAAGAGAAGAGUUAUUUCACAAAAUGGAGAAAGAAGUCUUUGAAAACUUUAUAUUAGGAUUCGUUUGAAAUCUGCAGGCCUACAAUAGUUAUUAGAUCAGUGAAGAAGAAUAUUUAUUAGAUCAGUGAAGAAGAUGUGUACGGAGUUUAGUCCCCAUCAUGAAAAAUUUUACUGAUUUUGAAAUUAUUAUGUUUUUCACUCUCUUAUUUUUUAUGAAAUGAAUGCAUAUAGUUUAGUUGAUUUGUGCUUUAAGAGAAUAUACUUACUUAGUUUUAUUCACAAUUCUAUAAAACCUUGUACAUCAUUCAAAAUAUGUGUUUUUAAAGUCCAAGUUAUUGUUCUUAGUUACCAUAAAGCGUCAAGAAAUGCAAUUUAGACCAUCAUAUUACUUUUGCAACAAUUGUUUUAUACAGUUAAAUGAACAUUUCCGUGACAAUCUGGCUGCAAAAUAAUGCAAAAAAGCUUUAUUAGAUUAUGUUGCUUGAUUUUUGUCUUACUUCUAUUAUUUUAUUUACUAAGUACAUUUAAUACUUAUAAACAAGAUCAUAUUUAGAUUGUUAACUUCUGUCUUUGACAAUUUGUUUUAGUGUAUGAGACGCCAUCAACGCAAACAUCACGCAAACUAACAUACCAAAAUAAUUUAAAGAUAAGCGUUUUUCGCGAACCGUCGUUGUCGAAAUUUGUCCAGGUCCCCCCCCCCCUGACAAAUACCGAAUACAUAUGACAUUCGACCGAUCGUUCGGAACUUUUUAAAGUAAACAAGUUGUGAAUUGCAUCGCUGAUAACUUUCAACUCUUUACUGCUCUAUAAAUUUAAUGGAUAAACGUUGCAGUAUUUCUUGCAACAUUUAAGAAAACUGUUUCAGCUGUACUUGAUAGUAUUCAAAUAUAUAAACACACCAGCAUAUGUUUCACGUUAAAAAGUUAACAAUGAUGUCGUUAUUUACGUUGUUAACUUUAACAAAGUUCUGAACAAUCGACCCAAUAUGUGUAUGCCAUUUUUACAAUGUUUUAAUGAAUGUGCUUUGUCCAACUUCUGAAUAAUUGCCUUAACAUUUCGUGUCAUUGGUUUAUCCUUGAUAAAAUAUAUUUAAUAUUAGAACUGCCAGAAUUAAAUAAGAUCAAUUGUAUAGUUCGUAUCAAUUUAUUUUCUUAAGCACAAUGAUUAGCAGCAUUUAUAAAUUGAAUCUAAAUGUAUGCACAUACUUACACAUGUAGCUUAGACUCUAUAAAAUAAA
Molecule: messenger RNA, 5929 nt
Organism: Mya arenaria
Lineage: Eukaryota; Metazoa; Mollusca; Bivalvia; Myida; Myidae
Exons: 14
Coding region: 917-3460 (847 amino acids)
Biological process (GO): negative regulation of gene expression
Cellular component (GO): nucleus; cytoplasm
Molecular function (GO): transcription corepressor activity
Source: RefSeq, a predicted model, not a curated record